AUGGAGCAGGACAAGUACCUGCCCGAGCUGAUGGCCGAGAAGGACAGCCUGGAUCCCUGCUUUGUUCACGCCAUGCGCCUCCUGGAAGACGAAAUGGAAAAAUUUCAGGGUUCAGAAGGCAAGAAGGAAGAUGAAGAAAAGAAAUAUCUUGAUGUUAUCAGCAACAAAAACAUAAAGCUGUCAGAGAGAGUUCUGAUCCCUGUCAAACAAUAUCCAAAGUUCAAUUUUGUUGGGAAAUUGCUUGGACCAAGAGGAAACUCUUUAAAGAGGUUACAAGAAGAAACAGGUGCAAAAAUGUCCAUCCUGGGAAAAGGAUCCAUGAGGGAUAAAGCUAAGGAGGAAGAACUGAGGAAAAGUGGAGAAGCCAAAUAUGCACAUUUGAGUGAUGAGCUCCAUGUAUUAAUUGAAGUGUUUGCUCCACCUGGGGAGGCAUAUUCUCGUAUGAGCCAUGCGUUGGAAGAAAUAAAAAAAUUCCUGGUUCCUGAUUAUAAUGAUGAAAUUCGCCAGGAGCAGCUGAGAGAACUUUCGUAUUUGAACGGUUCUGAGGAUUCAUCACGUGGACGGGGCAUUCGAGGGAGAGGGAUCCGUGUGCCACCUGCAGCUCCUUCAAGGGGCCGCGGGGGUGCCAUUCCUCCCCCGCUGCCUGGACGAGGUGCCCAGGCACCCCGAGGAGCGCCGGUGACCCGUGGAGCGCUCCCUGUCCCACCGGUGGCCAGGGGCGUCCCCACCCCCCGAGCCAGGGGAGCGCCGUCCGUGCCGGGUUACAGAGCACCCCUGCCUCCCGCACACGAGGCCUACGAGGACUAUGUAAGAACUCCCAUCACCCUCAUCUUCAUAGUAUCAGGAUCCCACCCAGGAUAUGAUGAUGGAUAUGGGGGUGAAUAUGAUGAUCCAAGCUAUGAGGCAUAUGAUAACAGUUAUGCCACCCAAACACAAAGUGUGCCUGAAUAUUAUGACUAUGGUCACGGAACAAGUGAAGAGGCUUAUGACAGCUACGCACAAGAAGAAUGGGCCACAACCCGUUCCAGCCUAAAGGCACCACCUCCAAGGUCAGCCAGAGGGGGUUACAGGGAACACCCCUAUGGUAGAUAUUGA
Molecule: messenger RNA, 1095 nt
Organism: Cinclus cinclus
Lineage: Eukaryota; Metazoa; Chordata; Aves; Passeriformes; Cinclidae
Gene: KHDRBS2
Product: KH RNA binding domain containing, signal transduction associated 2
Exons: 10
Coding region: 1-1095 (364 amino acids)
Biological process (GO): regulation of alternative mRNA splicing, via spliceosome
Cellular component (GO): nucleus
Molecular function (GO): poly(A) binding; mRNA binding
Source: RefSeq, a predicted model, not a curated record